Messenger RNA from Hippocampus zosterae (dwarf seahorse), 831 nucleotides. Its product is annotated as cofilin-2-like. Gene Ontology annotation, biological process: actin filament severing; actin filament fragmentation; cell motility. Gene Ontology annotation, molecular function: actin filament binding. The record is from RefSeq and is a predicted model, not a curated record. NCBI's taxonomy places the organism in Eukaryota, Metazoa, Chordata, Actinopteri, Syngnathiformes, Syngnathidae. Gene Ontology annotation, cellular component: cytoplasm; actin cortical patch; actin cytoskeleton. The transcript is spliced from 4 exons. Bases 262 to 723 code for a protein of 153 amino acids.
GGGUCAAGUCGGCCCUCUGGCUUCCACCAUUCGGAGUGGUCGGACCUGUUUGGGCCAGAAGGUGUGGCGUUGAGUUUACCAGUCACGACACGCUCCAAGUCAUUCCGUUUCGCUGCGCUGUACGGAGAAAACCACUCCCCGAAGCGCCACCAGUCACGUCACGCCUUUAUACGUGCCUCACACAAAAACCUGGUCCGAUUUGUCCGGACGUCGCCGAGCCUGCGCAGUUUACCAGCCGUCUCUACCCGUUUUGCAGACAAGAUGUCGUCAGGUGUGACGGUGGACGCCGCCAUCCCCCCCUUGUUUCAUGACAUGAAGUUUAAGAAGACGCUGAAAGUGGCGUUCUUCCGCAUCAGCGACGACGGCAAGAGGAUCAUCGUGGACGAGGAGAAACAAAUCAAGCCGUCCGAGAAGGACCCCUACGGCGCCUUCAUCAGAAUGCUCCCGACCAACGAAUGCCGCUACAUCGUCUUUGACGUCGCCUACGGGACCAAGGAGUCCGGCGACAAGACCUCGCUGCUCUUCAUCGCCUGGGCUCCUGAGGAUUCGUCAGUCAAAGCCAAGAUGGUCCACGCCAGCUCCAAAGAUUACCUCAAAAAAGAGUUGGGACUGGACAACGAGUGGGAUCUACACGACAUGGCGGACGCCAUGAACAUCAGGGAGAUGGGCGCCAAGCUGAAAGGGGCUCUGUGCGUGGAGGGGAGGGACCUGGGAUGCCACUGAGCCGCACCCCGACGGGACCACAUCUGCGGCCUUCGAGAGGAACCUUGUUUGUGACAUCCCCCAAAGCCACGCUUCAAUAAAAACCGGUGGCUAUGCGUCCCGCCUCGA